AUUACUCACAUAGUAGCUCCACUCUUGCCAAUGUAGUUUUGGACUUGCAAUAUAUAAGCAAAGCCACUCUCAUAUUUCUUUUAAGUUUAAAGCUUAAGAGAUAAAAGAGAUCCAAAAAGUAGCAAAAUCAUCCUAAAGUGUUGGAAAAAGCGAUCAUUUACGAUGAAUACCGGAUCAAACGAUGAGAAGAAAAAUAUUCAGCAAAUUGAAACAACAAAUGAUCGAGAGCAAUCAGGGGAAACAAACGAGGGCACCGAUAGUCCAGAGUUGGUCAUCGUUAUCCCAAGAUUUGUGAUGGAAGAGGAUGAACUAGAAGGAUUCAAAACCCCAACCGGCCCAGAGUAUCAGAUACCUCCACCAUUGGUGUGCCCAUCUGCUCCAAAGAGGAAGCCACGACCGAAGUCACCAUCAAUAGAGCAAACUUCGCCGUUGUUUCAAGUACCAACACCUGAGGAAGUGGAUCUCUUCUUCCAAUCUUUGAUUGAGCAGUACUUGGCUAGGAUUAACAUUAAGAAGAACAAAAAUGAUUGAAAUUAAGUUAUUACAUGUAACGUGGGUGACCAGUUAACCUCGUAUAAUAUAAAUUAUUAUCCAAUUCUAUUAGAAUUUUAGAAGUUCUUUGUUUUUGGUGGGUAGAAGUUAUUUGUGAGUGAGAUUGUAUUCAACUUUCAUAUGAGGGAGAUUAUAUAAAUCAUCAAUAAGUAAUAUAAAUGGAAGCCAAAAAAUUUGUAGUUCAA
Messenger RNA from Cicer arietinum (chickpea), 737 nucleotides. Lineage: Eukaryota; Viridiplantae; Streptophyta; Magnoliopsida; Fabales; Fabaceae. The record is from RefSeq and is a predicted model, not a curated record.